CAGAAUAACAGGGAGGAAGUGACGGAGAACAGAAGCGACAAAUCAUUUGAGCGUAUGCAGUAUGGUGGGCUGUUGAAAAUAGUUUAUGUAAUCGAAAGAAUGAAGAUCUUAAGUUGGAAUAUUAAUGGCAUCCGUGCCACCAAGAAUAGUUUGAAGCAACUACUGGACUCGCUUGUAGCAGAUGUUAUAUGUCUGCAGGAAACCAAAGUGACAAGGGACCUACUAGAUGAGCCCACAGCCAUAGUAGAUGGUUAUAAUUCAUACUUCAGCUUCAGCCGUGGGAGGAGUGGAUACUCUGGUGUAGCAACGUUUUGUAAAGAUGGUGCUACACCAUUUGCUGCAGAAGGAGGUCUGUCUGGGUUUUUCACCAAUCACAGUGGAGCUGUUGGAUGCUAUGGUAACAUGGAUGAGUUUUCAGAAGAAGAGCUACAAACUUUGGACAGUGAGGGGAGGGCUGUCAUCACACAACACCAAAUCCUCACAUCUGAUGAAAAGGAGGAGAAGUUGACCAUAAUUAAUGUGUACUGCCCUCGUGCGGAUCCAGAAAAGCCAGAACGUGGAGUCUACAAACUACAGUUUUAUCAGCUUCUUCAAGCAAGAGCAGAGGCCAUUCUUCAAAGCGGAAGCCAUGUUAUUAUAUUGGGAGAUGUCAACACAUCGCAUAGACCCAUAGACCACUGUGAACCUGAUAAGCUGGAGUUCUUUGAUGAGAAUCCAGGACGUGUGUGGUUGAACAGUUUUCUUUGGCAACAUCCUGAGCAGCUUACCACAGAAAGUGACACAGAUGUAUGCCAGAACCCUGACGUUGAACAAGAUCUAAGCACUGGCCAUACAGAGAAGAAACGCCUUUUUGUAGACACCUUUCGCCAUUUCCAUCCUGAUCAGAAGAAUGCUUUCACAUGUUGGUCAACUGCAACUGGUGCCAGACAAACUAAUUAUGGAACUCGGAUAGAUUACAUCUUUGCUGACCCAUGUCUGGUGGAAAAGGCAUUUAUAGAUUCUGUUUUGAUGCCAGAGGUUGAAGGGUCAGACCACUGCCCUGUCAAGGCAUCACUGAACUGCAGGUGGCUUGCUUCUCCUAAAUGCCCUGCUUUUUGCACCAAAUACAUGCCUGAGUUUGCAGGGAGGCAACAGAAACUUUCACAGUUUGUAGUGAAGAUUGAUAAAAACAAGGUUAGUUCUCACAAUGUGGAUAUAUUACCAGGUUCCCAGGAUUCUUCUGAAAUAACAGAGAAUGUGGUACCAGUUGCAAAACCUAAACCAUCACAAUCUACUCAGAAGAGAGCAGGUACAAAUCAAGGGGGAAGGAACAACAAAAAAAUGAAAGCAGAGCAGCCUAGACAUGGAACUCUUUUUAGUUUCUUUAAACCCAACAAUAUUCAGAAGAAGAGCUCAAAGGCUGAGGAGGUUGACAGAAUCCAGAAACUGAGUCCUGAUGAUCAGGAUGCAGGAAGUAUAACCCAAAAUACAGAUGUUACAGAUAACAGACUGAACUUAGAAACUACACCUUGCAACUUGGAGAAAAUGGGGGAGGCUCAAAAUAAACCCCAAGCUGCCUUCUGGAAAUCUGUAUUAAAGGGUUUACCUCCUCCACCCAACUGCCAUAACCAUAAGGAGCCCUGUGUCUUACGAACAGUGAAGAAACCUGGUCCAAACUGUGGCAGACAGUUCUAUGUCUGUGCACGUCCUGAAGGGCAUUCUUCAAAUCCUGAUGCACGGUGCAACACUUUUAUUUGGGUCGCUAAAAUUAAAUGACUUUCAUAUUACCAUAAUAUAAAAUACUACACAUGGUUUUCCACUGGAGCCUGUAGUUAUUUUAUUUUGUGGAGAUGGUGGGAAGUACGUGUGGUGACCAGUAACUCAGGCCACUUAUUAGCACUUAACAUACUUCAUUCCACAUAAAAAGUGCUGUUACAAUUAAUUCAUUACAGCCGAGUGAUGUCUACAGGUGUUUCUGCAGUUACCUCCUACUGCUCCUCUAGGCGUCAAAUAUUGCUUAUUCAUAUUUGCAUUAAUAAUUCCAAAACCAUGCUACACACAAGGUAUCAGAAUAUUUUAUCUUGAAGCAUAUAUGAAUGAAUGCAAGCACAAUUUUAUUGAUAUAUGACCUCUGUCAAUAAGUAUUUGUUAGAACUGUAAGGUGAUAACGUCAUUUUUUAAAGGCUGAAGCCACACCCACUGGGAGUUAAAGGUACAGACUCAAAAGAGCUCUACUGUACUGGAGGGAAUGAGUUAAAGGACGAGAUAAUGUCUUGUCAUAUUCAAGUCACAAUUAUGCAACCAAAUGGAGUUGGUAAAAUAACUGCAUAUGAUGACCUUCUGAGACCCUGUAAAAUAUGUAAAUGUAUACCUAUACUUUGUCCCUGUUAUGUGCUGCUGAUGUAUUUGCAUGAGUACAUGUACAGCGAGUUGGUUCAUGAUCAUCAGUAUGUUACCGAGCUUUUUGCUCUAUUGUGUGAAAUAUGAUACCAUAUGUUGUGAAAGUGUUUAGUUGCCUAAGGCAUGCACAUUCCAAAUUGUGCCGUGCACUGAAUUGUCUAGCUGCUGGUUCAAAAUUAUUGUCUUGAAGAAGUGAAAACCACACACGUUUUAUAAAUGGUUGCAUGUGUGGCAUAUAUGUUUGUGUGUUACUAUUACGAUUUUUUUUUUUUUUGCAACCUUCCAACAAAGGACAAGAACCUGGUUUACAGAUUGUGCUUUUCUCAUCUUGUCCUUCUAGGUUCAUAGGUUACUAGGUUAGUGGCCCUAGAACCUUUAUAAGCAUAGCCCUGUUAAUCCCGGGUUGCCUCAAUUGUCCUUGGUUAGGUGGAAGUACUUUACACAUCAGCACCGACAACCCCUGUCCAUGAAGGACAUGGGUGCCAUCUCCGAGGUGAAUUUGCAGUUGCCCUUCUUUUUAUGUUGCAAGGAAACACAGCACAAUAGUUACGGUACAACACUGUACUUGUAUGUUUCAUUUCAGAUUAAAUGUUUUUCCUUCUGGUUAAAAAAAAAACAAUCUUUCUGUUCACUUGUACUUUCAUUUUGAUGUUCACAUAUGUACUAGCACUGUUAAUCAGUCCAUAUACACUAAUUGCCCUUUUAGCAUUCAGAUUUGUAUGUCUGUGAAAAUUUUUAAAAAUUGCUUGAAAAAUCUUCCCAAGUACCUUUUUAAAGUCAUGUUGAUGAACUUGUGCAAGAUCUUCUGAAAGGCUUGGGUGUUAUAACGUGUUUAUGCUAGUACACCUCAUCUGUUGUCACAUUGUCUGAAAAUAACUGACAUUUUUCAUAGUAUUGGAAGUGACAUGCUGUUUUCUAUAUUUUAAAACUAUACUUCGGGUAAUACCAGGCUUUAAGAGACUGGAAUUUUGUACAUAAAACUUGAGUGGAAAGUCUGAUGUGAACUUUGACCUUCUCUAAUGCUGUUCAUAAGUAAGCGUGACAGCCUUUCAAAUAGAUACAGGCAGAGCUACACAAUGAAAAUGGUGCACUUUUAAUAUUUUAGAAUGUGAUUUCAUUGUGCUUCAAAACUUGAGUAAAAUUUUAAUUUGAUAUAAACCUGAAAUAAAUGUCAUCAGCUGGGCUGUA
Messenger RNA from Protopterus annectens (West African lungfish), 3567 nucleotides. RefSeq names its product apurinic/apyrimidinic endodeoxyribonuclease 2 (gene APEX2). Gene Ontology annotation, biological process: base-excision repair. Bases 55 to 1755 code for a protein of 566 amino acids. The transcript is spliced from 6 exons. The record is from RefSeq and is a predicted model, not a curated record. NCBI's taxonomy places the organism in Eukaryota, Metazoa, Chordata, Ceratodontiformes, Protopteridae. Gene Ontology annotation, molecular function: double-stranded DNA 3'-5' DNA exonuclease activity; endonuclease activity; zinc ion binding. Gene Ontology annotation, cellular component: nucleus.